Messenger RNA from Limulus polyphemus (Atlantic horseshoe crab), 4618 nucleotides. It is a transcript of the gene Tpc1, whose product is annotated as mitochondrial thiamine pyrophosphate carrier-like. Gene Ontology annotation, cellular component: mitochondrial inner membrane. The record is from RefSeq and is a predicted model, not a curated record. The transcript is spliced from 8 exons. The coding region runs from base 1485 to 2441 and encodes 318 amino acids. NCBI's taxonomy places the organism in Eukaryota, Metazoa, Arthropoda, Merostomata, Xiphosura, Limulidae. Gene Ontology annotation, molecular function: thiamine transmembrane transporter activity. Gene Ontology annotation, biological process: thiamine pyrophosphate transmembrane transport.
UGAGCAUGUAAUAACAGUUUUAAUUUUAUUUUCGUAAUUUCUAGAAUUUAGAAAGCACAAUACAUAUCUUGCGAGAGCCACCAAGAGUCGAUACUAAAAUUGAUAACGCAAUGAUUAACAGUUGACUUGUAAAUAAUUUUCAGAGGAAAAUAAAUUAGUUUUAUCAAGUGAAAUAUUCAGUUUAACUUUUAGAAACCAAAAUUAAAAGUUUAAUUUUAUGUUAGCGCUAUUUCUUGUCAUUAAUGUUUAUGCAUAAAAUUUCAAAUCGGAAUCAAAGUUAUACCUUCAUAAGUUUUUAAGACAUAUAAGUUGUGGAAGGUUUAUGAUAGUUUAACCUUUGGCUCAAAACAUAAAAUGUUACUCUUAUGUCUAAGGAAAGGCUUUUAUGUUUACUACCAUUGUGAUCCAUAUUUUUCAGAAUUCAGUGCAAGCUGAUUACACCUCCUUACAAGAAGUUAAAUUUAAAGUAUACUUGUAAUGUAACAUGAGAACAACAAAACCAUUUGAUCUUUCAAAGUUGACCCAGCACACCCACCCUUUAGUAAAAUAAAAGCAAUAACUAAAUCAUCUUUUAUUUUCCAGGAAUUGUAGAUAACUUUUUAAACUCUUGUAAAGAGCUUGUGUUCACAACUGCUGAUGCAACUAAUUCCAUAAGCUAAUCAUCCUGUUAGAAAACUAAAUUUUAAUUCAAAUAUUUCCUGUCUUUUUCAUUAUCUUAAACUUGUACACUCUUGUCCAGUUGUCUUUGGAACAUAGAAAAGAGAAAUAUAGUGUAGCUUCUGUUGAUCUAACAGAUAAUUUUGUAUACUUUCAUAAUGUCAUAUUUAAAAUUUUAUUUUCAAGAGAAGAUGAGUUAUGAAGUCUUAAUCCACAUAAGAUAACUUUCUGUCCCCAGAAUCAUCGUAGUAGCCAUCUUUUGAACCAUUUCCAAUUAGUCAGUAUCCUUAGAUUAGGGAAACAAAACAGAAUACUUUUCCAUAUGAAACCUGACUAGCAAUCUCUAUAAUCUCUAUAUAUUUAUAUAUUUUUAAAACUUGUUACAAUUUGUGGGGGUAUAAUGGAAAAGUACAUAUUUCCUUUAGUGAAUUCAUUUAGGUUCUCUCCUAUGAUACAAUAAUUCACAAGAUGAUUUUUUCAAAGUUUCUUUUAUCAGAUUUCUAGAAUUUUUUUCCCUCUACAAAAAUAUUACUAACCAGUCUGUAAGUACCAAAGUAACUCUUAUCAUCACUGUUAAAAGUAAGAGUUAUAUUGGCAACUCUCCUAUCAUUGGGCACAUAGCAAGUGUCUAUUGACCUACAAAAGUUGAAAAAGCGGGACUUGCAUAUCUGACCUUUGACAUCUUCUAAGCUCAUGGAGAAAAAACACUGUGUGGUCCUGGUGAUGUAUGGUGAACACUUUUGGUGCAUCUGUAAGUUGGAUCUGAUAUGCAAAACCACAUGGUGACGUACAGAGUUACUGCAUUUACUUAAUUGCAAGAAUAAACAAUGGUUGGAUUUGAGCCUCAAACAAACCAGCUUAGUAGGUGGGACUAUAGUGCAGCAGGUGCUGUUAGUGGUAUUGCAACACGAUUUCUCUGUCAGCCACUGGAUGUCUUAAAAAUUCGUUUUCAACUGCUUCAGGUUGAGCCAAUACAUCGAACUGCUGUCACUUCAAAGUAUCGAGGUUUAACACAUGCUACUCAGUGUAUCAUUAGAGAAGAAAAAGUAGCAGCUUUAUGGAAGGGACAUGUACCAGCCCAAUUUUUGUCAGUUGUCUAUGGUGUUAUGCAGUUUGUAUCAUUUGAAGUCCUCACUGAAUGUGUUUGGAAACUACUAUCACCAACAUUAACAAAGAACUGGAGACCUGUUGUUCACUUUACUUGUGGAGGUAUAUCUGGUUGUAUGGCAACAAUAGCUGCUCAACCUUUUGAUGUCAUACGUACAAGACUUGUUGCUCAAGGAGAACCAAAGAUGUACAAGGGCACAAUACAUGCAGUACAGUCUAUACUUAAAGAGGAAGGAUUUUUUAAGUUGUAUAGAGGUCUUUCUCCUACACUCCUUCAAGUGGGUCCUUAUGUGGGUGCCCAGUUUGGCUUCUAUCGAUUGUUUCAGGAGAUAUGGAAUACUGCUUUAAAAAUCACUGAUACAAAGAUUGGUAUAACUGAAAGCCUAGUGUGUGGAUCCUGUGCUGGAAUGUCAGCAAAAGCUGUAGUCUAUCCCUUAGAUCUAAUUAAGAAACGACUUCAAGUUCAAGGUUUUGAAAAAGCCAGACAACCCUUUGGUUCUCCAAGAUUAUACACUGGAAUUAUUCAUUGUCUUAUGACAGUUCUGAAGGAGGAAGGAUUUGGGGGCUUGUACAAAGGUUUCUCUCCUAGCUUACUUAAGUCAGCAUUGUCAACUGGGUUGAGCUUUGCAGUCUAUGAAAAAAUGUGCCAGUUACUGUUAUUGAAGUACAAGUUAUGACAUAGGUUUUAAUGAAUUUGUUUUGUUUAACUUAGUACAAAAACAACUUAAAUGACCCUUUUACUAUACAUUUCUGUGUUUAGUUGGUUUUAUAAUAUCAGUAAAAAUAUUAAAAUGUUUUACAUUGAAGAUGACUCCAGUUUUAAGACAGGAUGCUGAUUUUCUAUUUGAAAAAAUUCAGCAUAAUAGGUUGAUGUUUAAUAUUUUUUACUUAUCCUUUUUUUUGUUGUUGUUGUUGGAGUCACUGUGAAGUGCAUUUCUCUUGAAUUAUGUAAAUUCACAAACAAAAUUUUAUUGAGAGAAGUGUCAAAACUAAUUUUUUAAACUAAAAUUAGGGAAACGUUAGGAUUUAUAAGUUUCAAAAUGUAUUACAUGUUUGAAAAAAGUACACGAGAAGAUGCUUAAGUUUGAGUAAUACAUUUAAUGUAUUCAUGAUAAAUUUACAGUUUGAAUACAAUUGUGAUAAAAAAAAUACUAACUUGUGACUUUGAUAUAGAUAAAACAAAAGUUUCAAACAUUAAUAUGAAAACAGGUAGACAUAAAUACUGAUGUGAAGCUUCAAAUAAAAUAAUAAGCAGUCAAUGGUAUAAAAGGUUUUGUAAAAAAACUCAAGUAAUUUUUGCAAAAACAAAAAUAAGUUCAUUAUUCAACUCCAGUAGCAAUUAAUUUUAUUAGUCCUAACUUUAUAUUUGUUCUUUCUAUACCAGAUUAGCCAGUAUGACUAGCCUUAAUAACUUUUUUGAUGUCCUCUCAAGUAUUGAGUUUAGUAAAAGAGCUACUUCAUACAUGGGAAAGUAUGUUCAUUAUUAAAAAGAGUUCAAAAUUAAUUAAUUUUUUAUUGGUAAUGCUCUCAAUCAAAGUGAAAAGGUUAUUUCUGUAAAAGAUCAGUGGUAGGUAACUGAUGAAACAUGGUGUUAAUCCAUCUAAAAUAUGGAGACUCACCAAAUCACCAUUACCCUAUCUGAUAAACCACAUUUUAAUGGUUAACAGUUAAUAUGAGAAGUUUUUCUAUGAGAGAGUUAUGGAGAAACAUUAAUUGACAAACUAAAAGUUAUGUAGUAAACAGUCUCACUAAGUUAUUUUGUGGAUUCAACUAGUUUUAGAAUGUUUUUUAUACUUCAGUUAAUAUAUACAUUAUAAGGUAGACUAAAAAUUAGCAGAACUUUACAAUAAUUUAAUCCUGUAUAGAUUCCUGUACUUUAAAUGAAUAUCAGAGUGGGUAGAUUUGUAUAACUGGUGAACUCCAAUUAUUGUUUUAGGUACUAAAAAAGAUUAUUUAUCAGUAAGCUUAUUCACUCUUAGUGUAGGAAUACACUACUAUGAAAUAUUUUGUAAUUGACAACAAAACAUAAAAAUCUUUGAAGUUGUAUUAAAAUAUAAUUUUUUAAGCAUACAAAUUAAUAUUUUAGUUUUAUGGCUUUUGGUAUUUAAUCUCGUCAAUAUCCAUGAACUUGACUUUGGGGCAAUGGAAAUCUGUUGGUGAGUAGAAUUGGUAGAAUAUAUUACUAGUAAUUACUAGUUGAAGAUGCUUAAUUCAAGAUCACAUAUUAAUUUUCUCUGGGUUUUGCAUGAAUUAUUAUUAUAAAAAUUGUUAUGCUCUUAAUCUACUUUUUUUAUCUCUGUGGAUAUAUGAUUGUAUGAUCUCCCCUGAAUCUAGUAUAUUUUACUAUCUGAAGACAUUUUUUGCUUUUUUGUAGCUGCAUUUGUAUCCAGUGACUAAAGUUUUUUUUCUGUGUAUAUGACUUGAUAAAAUACCUCCAUAUAAUAGACAGUAAGAAACUAUUGUCCAAUGAAUGAAUUAAAGAAAAGUGUAAUAAUAUUCAGGGUUUACAGAGCAACUGAUCUGGAUUAAAAUAUGUAAUAAAGUUAAAAAUUAUUUUUUGUAUAAGUGAAAUUCAUCACUACUGACAUUUUGUUUUCUCAAACUAUGCAUGUUUGGUUGUCUUUUUAAUAUGUUAGUUUUAUAUUAGUUUAGAUAGUAAUUAAAUUUUUUAACUGCGUGAUAAAGGGAUGAUAUUUCCUGUUACCAUUGUCACUAACUAACUUCAGAAUUUUCAGAUUGUGCAUUUAGCCAUUCCUGUGAAAAAGUGACAUUAAAAAUUUAAUUUUGACUUAAAAGAGUUAGUCCAGUAGAGAAAGAUUAUAUUUUUGAAAUAAAGUAUAUUUCAAACAGUUAA